Carica papaya (papaya) is the source of this 2571-nucleotide messenger RNA. Lineage: Eukaryota; Viridiplantae; Streptophyta; Magnoliopsida; Brassicales; Caricaceae. The record is from RefSeq and is a predicted model, not a curated record.
UUCUUCUCUCUCUCUCUCUCUCUCUCUCUCCCCUCUUCUCUCUUUCCCUCUUCAACUGUUCUCUCUCUCCUAGGGUUUCAGUGCGCCGUUUCCCUCUUCGCGACUCAGUGACCAGACUGUCUGCGUCAAUUUCGUGAUAUUCCAGAUAUUAUGGCGAUGGAAGUUACCCAGGUGCUCUUGAAUGCGCAGUCAAUAGAUGGAACUGUGCGCAAACAUGCCGAAGAAAGUUUAAAACAGUUUCAGGAGCAAAACCUUCCCAGCUUCUUAUUAUCACUCUCUGGGGAGCUUUCAAAUGAUGAAAAGCCUGUUGAUAGCCGUAAAUUGGCAGGUUUGAUACUUAAAAAUGCCUUGGAUGCUAAAGAACAGCAUAGAAAAUUUGAGCUUGUUCAAAGAUGGUUGUCACUGGAAAGCAGUGUGAAGACCCAGAUUAAGCAAUGCUUGUUAAAGACCCUAUCUUCUCCUGUACCUGAUGCUCGAUCAACAGCAUCUCAAGUCAUAGCCAAGGUUGCUGGCAUUGAGUUACCUCAAAAGCAGUGGCCUGAGCUGAUAGGAUCGCUCUUAUCAAAUAUUCACCAAUUACCGGCUAAUGUCAAGCAAGCCACUUUAGAGACUCUAGGAUAUUUGUGUGAGGAAGUCUCUCCUGAUGUUGUAGACCAAGACCAAGUAAAUAAGAUACUCACAGCUGUAGUGCAGGGGAUGAAUGCUGCUGAAGGGAAUAAUGACGUUAGACUUGCUGCCACCAGGGCUUUGUAUAAUGCUUUGGGCUUUGCUCAAGCAAAUUUCAGCAAUGAUAUGGAGCGUGACUAUAUCAUGAGAGUUGUCUGUGAAGCAACUCUAUCCCCUGAGGUGAAGAUAAGACAGGCGGCAUUUGAAUGUUUGGUCUCUAUUUCAUCAACAUACUAUGAAAAAUUGGCUCAUUAUAUCCAGGACAUUUUCAACAUUACAGCAAAGGCUGUGAGGGAGGAUGAAGAACCUGUUGCCCUUCAAGCCAUUGAGUUCUGGAGUUCAAUCUGCGAUGAAGAGAUUGAUAUCUUGGAAGAAUAUGGAGGUGAUUUUACAGCAGAUUCUGAUAUUCCUUGCUUCUAUUUUAUCAAGCAGGCUCUCCCUGCACUUGUUCCUAUGUUGUUGGAGACACUUCUUAAACAAGAGGAGGAUCAGGAUCAGGAUGAAGGAGCAUGGAAUAUUGCAAUGGCUGGGGGAACUUGCUUAGGUUUGGUUGCUAGAACAGUUGGAGAUGAUAUUGUACCGCUUGUUAUGCCAUUCAUUGAAGAGAAUAUUACAAAGCCAGACUGGAGACAAAGGGAAGCAGCAACUUAUGCUUUUGGUUCAAUUUUGGAGGGGCCUUCACCAGAUAAGUUAAUAUCAAUUGUUAAUGUUGCUUUAAGCUUCAUGCUCACUGCUUUAACCAAGGACCCAAGUAAUCAUGUGAAAGACACCACUGCAUGGACCCUUGGCCGGAUAUUCGAAUUUCUUCACGGUUCUACUACAGACACACCUGUUAUUACUCAGGCAAAUUGCCAACAGAUCAUUACAGUUCUACUUCAGAGCAUGAAGGAUGCUCCAAAUGUUGCUGAGAAGGCCUGUGGAGCUCUCUAUUUUCUUGCACAAGGCUAUGAGGAUGUAGGCCCUUCAUCUCUCUUGACUCCCUUCUUCCAGGAAAUCGUUCAAUCACUUCUCACUGUUACGCACAGAGAAGAUGCGGGGGAGUCAAGGUUAAGGACUGCUGCAUAUGAGGCAUUAAAUGAAGUGGUGAGGUGUUCAACUGAUGAAACUGCCCCCAUGGUGCUACAACUGGUGCCAGUCAUCAUGAUGGAGCUUCACAAAACUCUGGAGGGACAGAAGCUUUCAUCAGAUGAGAGAGAGAAGCAGAGUGAAUUACAGGGCCUUCUGUGCGGUUGUUUGCAGGUCAUUAUUCAGAAGUUGGGGUCGUCAGAGCCAACUAAGUACGUCUUCAUGCAAUAUGCAGAUCAGAUAAUGGGUCUCUUCCUCAGGGUUUUUGCAUGCAGAAGUGCUACCGUGCAUGAAGAGGCAAUGCUUGCCAUUGGAGCACUUGCCUAUGCAACAGGGCCUGAUUUUGCAAAAUAUAUGCCGGAGUUCUACAAGUACUUGGAAAUGGGUCUUCAGAAUUUUGAGGAGUACCAGGUCUGUGCUGUCACAGUUGGCGUAGUGGGAGAUAUUUGUAGAGCUCUGGAGGAUAAGAUUUUGCCAUAUUGUGAUGGAAUUAUGACACAACUUCUUAAGGACUUGUCAAGCAAUCAGUUACACCGGUCAGUGAAGCCUCCAAUUUUCUCCUGCUUCGGUGACAUAGCACUGGCAAUAGGGGAGAACUUUGAGAAAUACUUGAUGUAUGCCAUGCCCAUGCUCCAGAGUGCAGCUGAGUUGUCUGCUCACACAUCAGGUGCUGAUGAUGAAAUGACAGAGUAUACCAAUUCUCUCAGGAAUGGAAUUCUCGAGGCAUAUUCUGGUAUUUUCCAGGGUUUCAAGAACUCUCCGAAAACUCAGCUGCUGAUUCCAUAUGCUCCCCACAUUCUCCAGUUCUUGGAUAGCAUAUACAUGGAGAAAGACAUGUGA